AUGAGUGACCCCAACAACCCCAACAUUCAGAAGAGGACAACCCCUCAAUGGGGUCUCUACCAAAGGGAGAACUUCUGGAAGCUGAAUGAGGGCAAGACUGUCCCUUUCAACACAGACCCCAAGAAGUUGGAAGAAAAGGCAAAGGAAGUCCUCAGUCUGGGAGGAUGGUACUAUGCAUCUUCGAAUGCUGGCAUGUCCAACACACAUCUUGCCAACCGACAGGCAUUCUUCCGUCACCGUAUCAUCCCGAACCAGCUCGUGGACACCAACCUCCGAGACACCACUACAGAGAUCUUCGGCCACAAGGUCUCCGCCCCCAUUGGAUUCGCACCUAUCGGUAUCAACAAGAUCUACCACAACCUUGCUGAGGUGCCCGUUGCCAAAGUGGCUGGCGAGUUGAAUCUGCCAUACUGUCUCUCCACGGCAGGGAGCACACCGAUCGAGAAAGUCGCUGAAGCGAACGGCAAAGGCCCACGCUUCUAUCAGCUAUACAUGCCACACGACGACGAACUGACCCUUUCACUGCUCAACCGUGCCUGGAAGUCUGGUUUUGACGCCCUGAUCCUCACAACCGAUACCUGGCAACUGGGCUGGCGACAUGACGAUGUCGCUAACUCCAACUACGCCUUCUACCGCGGCAUCGGCGCGGACCUUGGUCUCAGCGACCCUGUAUUCCAGAAACGAUGCCGCGAGGCCGGCAUCGACCCAGAGAAAGACAAAGUCGCAGCAUCCGCGAAGUGGAUCGACAGCGUCUGGCACGGCCGCGCCUGGUCCUGGGAGAAGAUCCCAUGGCUGAUCAAGGAGUGGAAGCGCAUCUCCGGCGGCCGCCCUUUCGCCAUCAAGGGCAUCCAAUCCGUCGCUGACGCCAAGAAAUGCGUCGAGCUAGGCGUCGACGGUAUCGUGGUCAGUAACCACGCCGGCCGCCAAGUCGACGGCGCCAUUGCGUCCCUCGACGCCCUCGAGAACAUCGCGAACGCCGUCGGCGACAAGAUCUAUAUCAUGUUCGACUCUGGCGUGCGUGGGGCCAGUGAUGUCGUCAAGGCCCUCUCGCUGGGUGCCAAGUUCGUCUUCAUCGGCCGUCUCUGGGUCUGGGGUCUCAGUAUCAUGGGUGAAGAGGGUGUUCGACACGUCAUGAAAUCCCUUCUUGCUGAUUUGGAUAUUCUCAUGGGCGUGGGUGGAUUCAAUAGCGUGAAGGAUUUCAAUAAGGAUAUUCUCGAAUCGUACCCGAAGGGGUAUACCUUGAUUGCUGAUAAAUCGGCCAUCUAA
This is a messenger RNA of Paecilomyces variotii, 1266 nucleotides long. RefSeq names its product L-lactate dehydrogenase. The transcript is spliced from 2 exons. Bases 1 to 1266 code for a protein of 421 amino acids. Gene Ontology annotation, molecular function: FMN binding; oxidoreductase activity. Lineage: Eukaryota; Fungi; Ascomycota; Eurotiomycetes; Eurotiales; Thermoascaceae. The record is from RefSeq and is a predicted model, not a curated record.